AUGGCGCGCGCGCUGGAGCCCCAGCGGCGGCUCCUGGCCGUCUACACUGGCGGCACGAUCGGCAUGCGGAGCGAGCAGGGCGUGCUCGUCCCUGGGAGUGGCCUGGCCGCAGUCUUGAGGUCACUGCCCAUGUUCCAUGAUGAAGAGUACGCCCGGGCCUGUGGCCUCCCGGAGGACACACUGGUGCUGCCGCCCGCCAUCCCCGACCAGAGAGUCAUCUACACGGUGCUGGAGUGCCAGCCCCUCUUUGACUCCAGUGACAUGACCAUCACUGAGUGGGUUCAGAUCGCUCAGACCAUCGAGAGACACUACGGGCAGUACGACGGCUUCGUGGUCAUUCACGGCACGGACACCAUGGCCUUUGCGGCCUCCGUGCUCUCCUUCGUGCUGGAGAACCUGCAGAAAACUGUCAUCCUCACGGGCGCCCAGAUGCCACUCUCGGGGGCCGCGUGAGCCUUAGACCGUCUCUGACCUCCUCUCCCAGGUGCCCAUCCAUGCCCUGUGGAACGACGGCCGGGAGAACCUGCUGGGGGCCCUGCUCAUGGCGGGCCAGUUUGCCUCUUCUUCCAGAAUCAGCUGUUUCGGGGCAACCGAGUGACCAAGGUGGACUCGCGCAGGUUCGCGGCCUUCUGCUCCCCGCACCUGCCCCCUCUGGCCGUCAUGGGCACCGAUGUCACAAUCAACUGGGAGCUCGUGCGGACGGCCCGAGGGAAGGCCCAGCUGGCGGUGCACAGCAGCAUGGAACGGGACGUGGGCCUGCUGCGCCUCUACCCCGGGAUCCCCGCAGCCUUGGUCCGGGCCUUCCUGCAGCCCCCCCUGAAGGGCGUGGUCAUGGAGACCUUCGGUUCGGGGAAUGGGCCCACCAAGCCGGACCUGCUGCGGGAGCUCCGGGCUGCGGCCGAAAGGGGUCUCAUCAUCCUCAACUGUUCCCACUGCCUGCAGGGGGCCGUGACCUCUGACUACGCGGCUGGCAUGGCCAUGGCGGGAGCCGGCAUUGUCUCUGGCUUCGACAUGACGUCAGAGGCCGCCCUGGCCAAGCUCUCCUACGUGCUGGGCCAUCCUGGGCUGACCCCGGACGACAGGAAAGAGCUGCUGGCCAGGGACCUUCGGGGCGAGAUGACACUGCCCAUGGGGGCGCAGCGCCGGCCCUCACUGAGUAGCAGCGCGCUGGGCCGGGGGGCUGCCCAGCUCCUCACUCUCAGCCAGGGGCAGACAAGCCAAAGACCCCAGGGUGCUGCUCUCUCCACCCAGGAGGCCGACGCCAUACGGGAGGCCCUGGUGCCCAGCCUGGCCUGUGCUGCGGCCCAUGCCGGUGACCUGGAGGUGCUACAGGCGCUUGGGGACCUGGUCAGUGACCUGAACCUAGAGAACUUUAACGGUCAAACUCCUCUGCACACGGCCGCCCGGGGAGGCCAGCCUGGGGCGGUCACCAUGCUGCUGCAGAGAGGGGUGGACGUGGACCCCCGAGAUGAGGACGGACUCAGCCCUCUGCUGCUGGCCGUGAAGGGCAGGGUGGCUCCAGGCCCGGCCCAGGCCAGUCGGCCUCUGGAAACCCACAGACGUCGGGGCCUGCUCUGGGACCCUCCUGUUCACGUCUGUCAGCGUCUCAUCCGCCCCCUCCAAGGGCAGAGCGCAGGCCCAGCUGACUCUGCUUCCCCAGGCCUAGCCUUGACUGCCGCGGGCAUCGGGGUGUCAUUGAGCUGCUGCGGGCAGCUGGGGCCUGCCUGUCCCCCCAGGAGCUGGAGGACGCGGGGACAGAGCUGUGCAGGCUGGCGGCCAGGGCAGACCUUGAAGGCCUUCAAUCAUGGUGGCAGGCGGGGGCUGACCUGA
This is a messenger RNA of Enhydra lutris kenyoni (northern sea otter), 1830 nucleotides long. Its product is annotated as asparaginase. Gene Ontology annotation, molecular function: asparaginase activity; protein binding. The record is from RefSeq and is a predicted model, not a curated record. Lineage: Eukaryota; Metazoa; Chordata; Mammalia; Carnivora; Mustelidae.